This is a messenger RNA of Limulus polyphemus (Atlantic horseshoe crab), 1712 nucleotides long. RefSeq names its product T-complex protein 1 subunit zeta-like (gene CCT6). Bases 59 to 1510 code for a protein of 483 amino acids. Gene Ontology annotation, molecular function: ATP binding; ATP hydrolysis activity; ATP-dependent protein folding chaperone. Gene Ontology annotation, biological process: protein folding. Gene Ontology annotation, cellular component: chaperonin-containing T-complex. The record is from RefSeq and is a predicted model, not a curated record. The transcript has 9 exons. Lineage: Eukaryota; Metazoa; Arthropoda; Merostomata; Xiphosura; Limulidae.
GAAGCCUUUUACCGGUCUGUUCAUUCUCAUCACUCGUGUUGCAAGUUCUGCAUUGAAAAUGGCUGCUGUAUCAUACGUAAAUCCUAAAGCUGAAAUUGCACGUCAUGCUCAAGCUCUUUCCGUGAAUAUUAGUGCAGCUAGAGGACUUCAAGAUGUUCUGAAAACCAACUUGGGACCUAAGGGAACAAUGAAAAUGCUGGUUUCAGGAGCAGGGGAUAUAAAAAUAACGAAAGAUGGGAAUGUCCUUCUGCAUGAAAUGCAAAUUCAACACCCUACUGCUUCUCUCAUUGCUCGGGCUUCUACUGCACAGAAUGAUAUUUCUGGUGAUGGUACUACCUCCACUGUAUUGGUCAUUGGAGAACUCCUAAAACAAGCAGAUCUUUAUAUAUCUGAGGGUUUACAUCCAAGACUUAUAACUGAGGGGUUAGAUUUGGCUAAAAAUAAAGCUCUUGAGGUGUUGGAAAAUAUAAAAGUGAUCAAGGAAAUGGACAGGGAUACACUCCUUAGUGUUGCUCGGACCUCUCUUCGAACAAAAGUUCACCAUGAUUUAGCCGAUCGUCUUACUGAGGUGUGUGUAGAUGCCGUGCUGUCCGUUAAACAAGAAGGCUCCUCAUUAGAUCUGCACAUGAUUGAGAUCAUUGAAAUGAUGCACAAAACAGAACAUGAUAGUACAUUGAUUAAAGGACUAGUUUUGGAUCAUGGUGCUCGUCACCCAGACAUGAAGAAAUAUGUUAAGGAUGCUUACAUUCUUACUUGUAAUGUGUCCUUUGAAUAUGAAAAGAGGUAUUUGUUACCUGUUUCUGAAAAAUUAAACUUACAAGAACAUAUUUGUUUUAUCUCAUUCUUGAUGUUUGUUGAAUCUGGUAACUGUCUUUACAGACUGGCAUUGGCUUGUGGUGGAACAGCUGUUAAUUCUGUUGAGGAUUUGACCCCUGAAUGCUUGGGAACAGCGGGGUUAGUAUAUGAACAUGUUCUAGGCGAGAACAAGUACACGUUUAUUGAAGAAUUACAGAAUCCACACUCUGUGACAAUAUUAUUAAAAGGCCCAAAUAAACAUAGCCUCACUCAGAUGAAGGACGCUGUCCAUGAUGGACUUCGGGCUGUCAAGAAUGCUAUUGAAGAUGGUAGUAUAGUUCCUGGGGCAGGAGCUUAUGAAAUUGCAGCACAUGCAGCAUUGUCUAAGUACAAGAUGGAAGUAAAGGGACGGGCUCAGCUAGGUGUUCAAGCUUAUGCUGAUGCUCUGCUUGUAAUACCCAAAGUUUUGGCCUCAAAUGCUGGAUAUGAUUCCCAAGAAACCAUGGUGAAAUUGAUUCAAGAGCACAACAAUGUUGGUCAACUGGUUGGGCUGGAUAUCAAUUCAGGAGAAGCUUUAGUGGCUGCUGAUGCAGGAAUAUUUGACAAUUUUAGAGUAAAACGACAACUAAUAAAUUCAUGUACUGUCAUAGCUAGCAACCUUCUCCUGGUAGAUGAAAUCAUGCGAGCUGGUUUGUCAUCAACAAAGGGGAAAUAAUUCGUUCCAAAGUGUGGUGAUUCUGAUGAAUUUUUUGCAUGUUCAAAAAAAGUUUUUUUUUAUUUACCAGCAAAUAAUCAUAAUUUUCUUAGCAUUCCGUUAUUAAUAUAACAAAAUUGCUAACCACUUACUAAUAGUGUCCAUAUUGCUGUUUUGACAUAUUCAUCUGUAGUUCUCACAAUAAAACUGAAAUAUCACAGAA